Dentiscutata erythropus is the source of this 1053-nucleotide messenger RNA. Lineage: Eukaryota; Fungi; Glomeromycota; Glomeromycetes; Diversisporales; Gigasporaceae. The record is from the annotation of a GenBank genome assembly.
AUGCCAAGACCAUUUCUUGAAACAAUCCAAAGUGAACAGGACAUUAAAGCAGCGAUUGCACAACUGCACGCUUUAGAGCCAGAUUCUACUAAAUGGGCCCGCUGGUUGAGCUAUGACGCAAGAGGUGUGUGCACGCUUCAGGAAGCGCACGCUACUACCUCGCCUGAACUGCCAGUGGAGAAUGCUGAACCACCCGAACAUACCUUGGCGCAAGUGCUCAAAGAAAUUAACCAAGUAGGAUUUCCAGCCUUUAUGAGGGGGUGUUUAAGCGACGAUUUUCGGUCUCCGGAUAAGAUCCUUUAUCGAGUUCUGUACUUGAUUAAAGGUCAUUCCAUCAACCGUUUGCGCUUAGCUCAGGAUCGCUAUGGAAGAUUUUUAGACCCUCAUACAGGACAACCCCUUCGAAGGUUCGAAGCUGAAAUCGGCUAUAAUUUCCCUUUACUCUCCCUGUUUCUACACAGUUAUGCUGUAUUGAUAGCUCAAUGGGAGCACUCCGCUUCAGUGCCGGAAUCUAAAGGGCGCUUGCAACUGUUUCUAAACAGGCUUCAGCCCCUAUCUGAGGGACUGAUACUCCAAAGGCAGGCCCUUUCCGAGUACAUUCAGUCGCUAUCUGUAUGUGAUGAGAUGUGGUUUCAGGAAGGGCUAAUCAUGAGUAUCCUGAUGAUGGUCGGUUUUUGGAUAGAAUUAAAGCUACUCCAAUGGUUAUUGCCCCAUUGGGACGAGGCCUUUUGGCAGGGUCGUUUCUUAAACGAGUGGCAAGGGUAUCUUCUUAUUAUUUUUGUAAUUAAACAUUUUUGGAAUGUUGGCCAGCAAUACCUCCAAGAUCGUAGACAACGCUGGCCGGUGCUAAGUUUUUUGCAUCAAGCCACGGCAUUGAGCCGGCAGCAACUCGUACGGCUUGAAGAGUACAAUCAGCGCGUCGACCAACUUAUUCAGAAGCCUAUUCAGAUGAACGUCAGUGCGCUUAACCUAUCCGCUUCUGAAAUUACUUCUGUAAAAAGUAUGCGAAUCUUCUUGGGUGUUGAAAAAAUUUCUGUUCUGUCAUUGGAAUAG